Messenger RNA from Loxodonta africana (African savanna elephant), 5621 nucleotides. It is a transcript of the gene PARN, whose product is annotated as poly(A)-specific ribonuclease. Gene Ontology annotation, biological process: nuclear-transcribed mRNA poly(A) tail shortening. NCBI's taxonomy places the organism in Eukaryota, Metazoa, Chordata, Mammalia, Proboscidea, Elephantidae. Gene Ontology annotation, cellular component: cytoplasm; nucleus. Bases 126 to 1922 code for a protein of 598 amino acids. The record is from RefSeq and is a predicted model, not a curated record. Gene Ontology annotation, molecular function: poly(A)-specific ribonuclease activity; metal ion binding; RNA binding. The transcript has 22 exons.
GUUUCCGGAAGUCUCUGCCGCCGGCACCGCCGUCUCUGCUGCUGCUGUCGCUUCUGCCGCCGCCGUGGCCGCCGAGUUCUGCGAGUAGAACGGUCCAGCGGACCGGGUUCCGGCCACUCUGCAGAAUGGAGAUAAUCAGGAGUAAUUUUAAGAGUAAUCUUCACAAAGUGUACCAGGCCAUAGAGGAGGCUGACUUCUUCGCCAUCGAUGGGGAGUUCUCAGGAAUCAGUGAUGGACCUUCAGUUACCGCGUUAACAAAUGGUUUUGACACUCCAGAAGAAAGGUAUCAGAAGCUCAAAAAGCAUUCCAUGGACUUUUUAUUGUUUCAGUUUGGCCUCUGCACUUUCAAGUACGACCACACAGAGUCAAAGUAUAUAACGAAGUCUUUUAACUUUUACGUUUUCCCGAAACCCUUCAAUAGAUCCUCACCAGAUGUCAAAUUUGUUUGUCAGAGCUCAAGCAUUGACUUCCUUGCAAGCCAAGGAUUUGAUUUCAAUAAGGUUUUUCGCAAUGGAAUUCCAUAUUUAAAUCAGGAAGAAGAAAGGCAGUUAAGAGAGCAGUAUGAUGAAAAACGUUUGCAGUCCAAUGGUGCAGGAGCUCUGUCGUACGUGUCUCCUAACACUUCAAAAUGUCCUGUGAUGGUUCCUGAGGAGCAGAAGAAGUUUAUUGACCAAGUGGUAGAGAAAAUAGAAGAUUUGUUGCAAAGUGAUGAAAACAAGAACUUGGAUUUAGAGCCGUGUACCGGGUUCCAAAGAAAACUGAUUUAUCAGACUCUGAGCUGGAAGUAUCCCAAAGGCAUUCACAUUGAGACUUUGGAAACUGAAAAGAAAGAGCGGUACAUAGUUAUCAGCAAAGUAGAUGAAGAAGAACGCAAAAGAAGAGAGCAGCAGAAACACGCUAAAGAGCUGGAGGGACUGAACGAUGCUGUGGGAUUUUCUAGAGUCAUUCAUGCCAUUGCUAAUUCAGGGAAACUUGUUAUUGGACACAACAUGCUCUUGGAUGUCAUGCACACGGUUCAUCAGUUCUACUGCCCGCUGCCUGCGGAUUUAAAUGAGUUUAAGGAGAUGACAACAUGCGUCUUCCCCAGACUCUUGGAUACUAAAUUGAUGGCCAGCACACAACCUUUUAAGGAUAUCAUUAACAACACAUCCCUUGCAGAAUUGGAAAAGCGGUUAAAAGAGACACCUUUCAACCCUCCUAAAGUUGAAAGUGCAGAAGGUUUUCCAAGUUACGACACGGCUUCUGAGCAGCUUCACGAAGCAGGCUAUGAUGCGUAUAUCACAGGACUGUGUUUCAUCUCCAUGGCAGACUACCUAGGUUCUUUUCUCAGUCCUCCAAAAAUUCACGUGUCUGCCAGAUCCAAACUCAUUGAACCUUUUUUUAACAAGUUAUUUCUUAUGAGGGUCAUGGAUAUCCCCUAUCUAAACUUGGAAGGACCAGACUUGCAACCUAAGCGCGAUCAUGUUCUCCAUGUGACCUUUCCCAAAGAAUGGAAAACCAGCGACCUUUACCAGCUUUUCAGUGCCUUUGGUAACAUUCAGAUAUCCUGGAUUGAUGACACAUCAGCGUUUGUUUCUCUCAGCCAGCCUGAACAAGUACAAAUCGACUCCAUCACGAAGUUCUUUCUUACCUUCUGUGCAUCACCACCGCCACCUUUGAAGGAGCCUGAACGAGCUGUGUCAGCACUUGGGAAACCUUUUUUGUUUGGUUUGGUUUUUCCAGCAGCUGCUUCAUUGACAGCUUUGAAGGACAGGUUAAAAUGUCAUCUAAAGCAUGGCCUCAGAGUCGGGGAGGUAAGGAUUCAAAUCCAGCUCUGUCUUUGGCAUAGUUCUAAAGCUCUCUCACCUUGUUUUCUCGUCUGUACGAAUAAAAAGACUUCUUACCUGUGGGGUUGUUUGGAGGGCAGAUUGGUAACACUCUGAAUUGUAGGUCACCAGCUCGAACUGGGUCCUAGUCAGUAACCAGUUCCAUGGCCUUUCCUGCUCUUUCUGUCCUCCCUAUCUCCAACUUGCGUGCUUUGGAGAAGACCCACCCGCUCCACCAUGGAAACAGCCAGCUUCCAGUUGCAGCUUCCUACCCCAGAUGCGCUAGCUGUCUGUUACUCACACCUCCCCUUUCUUCUUGCCUCCUCUCAGAUGGGUGUCCCCACAUGUGCUCUGGGUCUCAUCGUCUCUGGGCAGCUUUGUGCUCUCCCUUGUUUCUGUGCCCACCCACUGGCUUCUUUCCAACAGUGGGAACUCCAGCCCAUCUUAACAGAACCUCCCUGAGCCCAAGUUGCCUUCUCUCCUGGUGGUGUGUUCCCUUUUACAUGUUUAAGUUGUCUGCAUUUGCCACCCUUGUCCUCAUUCCAUCCUGCUGUGGCCCUCCCCACACUACUGAACUCACUCUUACUAAGGUCCCCAGUGACCUCCCUGCCUAACCCCACUUUUCCUCAUCUUGCCUGAUCUCUCAGGACAUUGAGCUGUUUUUCUGGAAGCAGUGUUUUCUUGAAUUCCAUGACACCAUACUUUCUAGGUUUGUCCUCCCCUUCUUCAGGCUCCUGUCCUGCUGGUCCCCAUCUCAUGUGAUAAUCGAAAUGUUGGUGUUCCUCAGAGUUCAGACUUAGGACUUCUUUUCUUACUCUAUGCUUUCUCCAUUAGCAAUCCCAUCUUCUCAGGGUUUAACUUACCUUCAUGUCAGUUAUUUCCAAAUGGCAUCUGCAUCCAAGCCCUGUGUGUCUCUCUACCUACCCACAUGUCCACUGGGUAUUCCCUUGGCACCUGAAAGCCAACAUCUCCCUCACUGCCAACUAAGUUCCACUCCCCUGCCUCUAGUCAGUAAGUGGACAACAUGUAUUGCUCGGGCUAGGACCUCUGCCACUUGUCCUGUAUUCUGCCCUGUUAUCUAUAUCCCCAUCGCCUCAAUCCUGAGUACCACUGGCUUUCUCUCCUCACUUAUUAUACCUGCCUCCUCCUGAUCUCCCUGAAUCUACUCCUGUACUUCCCCUUCAGUCAGAAUGAUCUUUUAGAAACACAUGUCUGAUCACUUCCUCCUCCUGACUAGAAGCCCUUCGGUGGUCCCCUCCACACUUAGUGGUGUGCCAGGCCCUCUUAGGGAGCAUGUCUUUGCUUGGGGGAGCUGUUCCCAUGCUCCAGGCUAGAUCACUCCCCCAUUGUCAACCCCAGAGCUCUCUCCUUCCAUUAACCUCAGCACACGUGUGCUCGCUGGUACACUGCCUCUCUCUCCAGUGAAUACAAGGACUCUGUCUCUCCAAUUCAUCCGCAUGGCCCUAGUUGCCUAGUCUUAGAAGAUGGUUUGUUUAUUCAUGAAUGAAUGGAUAGAUGAAUAAGUGAACAAAUAAGAAUUAAAUACAUUACUGCCUGUAUUCAUAAGCCAAUGGAUGGAUGAAUAAAUGAACAAGUAAGAAUUGAAUGCAUUUGUUUGUAAAGCAAAUAGCAUGGUUCUUGACAUAGAGUAAGUACUCAGUAAAUAGUGGCUUUAUUUAUUUUUAUUGACCUUGAAGCUAGUAACCAUGAAAAAAGAAAAAAAAAAAAAAUGAAAGAAAAAAACACCAGGCUGGUUAGUCAGAACAGUGUUCCUUAGUGACAUUAUUCAUUGAGUGUUAAGGCAGUUGGCUUAUGCCAUGGGAACUUAUAGCUUAAAUAACAGUCUCUUCCCCCUCACAGUGAACCUUUUAAUAUCUCAUAUUUAUUGUUUCCUCUCCUUCCCUCCUGGCUCUAAAAACAAAACCAAACCCAUUGCUGUUGAGUUGAUGACGACUCAUAGUGACCCCAUAGAACAGAGUAGAACUGCCCCAUAGGGUUUCCAAGGAGCGCCUGCUGGUUUUGAACUUUUGACCUUUCAGUUAGCAGCCAUAGCUCUUAGCCACUGCACCACCAGGGUUUCCCCUCCUGCCUCUACACAAGUUAAAAUCAUCAUGUCUCACCUAGGUCCUUGCCUAUGUAGUGUUCCUCCACCAAUCUAUUCCUUUCGUUUAUUCUUCUUCUGGAUUACGGGCUUCUUCAGGGCCAGAAACAUCUCUUCCCUUCUACCACAGUCUAGUGCCCAGCACAGUACCAAGUGCUGAUGUUUGCUGAAUGAGUGAAUUGGAUCAGUGUUUCAAAAGCAGACUAUGAAUAGAACUACCCUAUGGUCCAGCAGUCCCAAUCCUAGGAUUAUACCCCAGAGACCUAAAAAUAAUGACAUGAACAGACAUAUGCACACCUGUGUUCAUUGCUACUUUAUUCACAAUAGCAAAUAAAUGGAAACAACAGAAGUGCCCAUCAACAGAUGAAUGGAUAAGCAAAUUGUUGUGCACACAUACAAUGGAAUACUACACAACCAUAAAGAACAAUGAUGAGCCCGCAAAACAUAACACGGAUAGACCUGGAGGGUAUAAUACUAAGUGAAAUAAGCCAAGUAUACAAGGACAAAUAUUGUAUGAUCCCUCUUUUAUAAAAAAACAAGAAUAGAUAUAUAGAGAGAGGCCAGUGUUCAUAGGUGGUUACCAGGGAGAGGAAGGAGGAAGGGAAAGUACACUUUAGAUCAUAGAGACUUGUUAUUUUUUGGUUUUUUUGGUGAUGGAAAAAGUGGCACCAAAUGUGGAUAUAGUGAGCACAGCACAGCCAAUGUAAAAACGGGGGUUUGAGCACAUAGGGAUGGGUAUAGGUAUAUUGGUAUAUGGGUAGGUACAGGUGUGUACAUAGGUGAGAACAGAUAGAAGUAUCUGUAGGUACAUGUAAAUACAAAUAUGUGGGUAUAGGCACAUAUUUUCAUUGAAGACAAAUAGAGAUACAUCACAGAAAUAACCAAAUACUUUCCAAGACUGGUUUUCUGGGUUUGAAAGCUUAGGACCAUAGUCUCAUGGAACAACUUAGUCAGUUGGCAUAGCAUAACUCACAAAAAUCAUGGUCUGCAUCCUAGCGAAGUGAGUAGCAUCUAAAGUCAUACGCUUGCGCACAGCCAUCUAAGACACAACUACAGGUCUCUAUUCAACAAGAGUAAAACAGUAAGAAAGUAACCAAAAGCUCAGAGAGGAAACAAGUCUGCACAAGCCACAAUCUUAUCUACCUUGGAACCAGAAGAACUAGAUGGUGCCCAGCUACCACCACUGACCAUUCUGACCUGGCUCACAAUAGAUGGUCCCAGACAGAAUGGGAGAAAAAAGUGGACCAGAACUCAAAUACUUAUUUAAAAAAAAAAAAAAGCCAAACAAAUUGGAUCAGUAGAGAAUAGAGGACUCCCUGAGGCUGUGGCCCUGAGACACUCUUUAAACAUAGAACCGAGACUAUCCCCUGAGAUUACCCUUUAGUGAAAUAGCAGAGUAGCACACAAAAUAAAGGAUAUUACCCAUAAGAUCAGUGCUCUUUUAAAAUCAUCAGCAUGAGACCAAAAGGUCAACAAUUACUCAAAAGCAAAGAUGAGAAGGUAAGGGGGCAGGGAAACUAGUGUACUAGAAAGGGGAUAAAUCUGAACACAAUUAAGAGAAUGUUGACACAUUGUGAUAAAUGUAACUAAUGUCACUGAACAGUUUGUGAUGAAAUUGUCGAAUGGGAACCUAACUUGCUGUGUAAAUUUUCACUGAAAAUGCAAUUAAAAAAAAAAAAACUAUGGUAUUAGGAGAAUUAGUGAAAAUUAAUUGA